AUUCCUGUCCUGGUUUUAUGCAGAUCACGGAAUUACACUGGUACUCUUCGAUCAUGCUUCAGUCAGCUGAUGUUGCCAUAACAACCGUACUCACCCUACUCGCAAUUGUAGAUAUUGUGGGAAACUCUCUCGUUUGUGCAAUCAUCAAGCGGAAUCGAGUUAUGAGGACUCCCAUCAAUUAUCUACUUGUGAACCUGGCUGUAGCGGAUAUUUUGUACGCAGCGUUUAUGGCUCCAAGGAUAUUUCUCAAGCUUACUUCAACCCACCCAGACGGGAUGACUGGUACAGUUUUGUGCAAAUUACUGACAGACGGGAAUGUCGCGUGGGUUGGAGCAACCUCUUCAUUUGUCACUCUGGUUGCCAUCGCUAUUGAACGAUAUUAUGCAGUAAUGUACCCUCACGGAAACAAAUGGAAACUUACCAAGCAAAAUCUAAAGAUAUACCCUUGCCCUAGCGUCUUCAAUAAUGAAGAUUCCUACUACGAGGUUGACACUUUGCCAUUUCAGAUUAUUAUUCCUAGCAUUUGGACCUUCUCCUUGAUCUUCAAUAUUCCACUGUUCCUUGUCACGAAGAUUGGGACACAGGACAACAGUCACUACUGCGUGGAAAUCUUUCCUGAGCGGUGGAUGGAGAAGGCUUACCCUCUUACGUGGAUAGCUUUGACUAAUCUAUCCUUGGCAAUAAUGGUUUUUCUGUACUCCAAAGUCGUGCGGACUUUGUGGUUCAAACGUAAUGAUGACACUCAACUCACCUGCCAACAAAAGGGUGUCAUUAGGGUGCGGAAGCGUGUUACCUUGAUGGUCGUAGCUGUCACUGCCAUAUUUGGGAUCUGCUGGGGCACGGCCUCAAUUGUCUACGUCUUACAUUACACAACAUCCUACAACGUUGGUUUCGUCCCAAUUGCCUGCGCCAACAUAAUGAUCUUGUUCAAUUCCGCUGUCAACCCGUUCGUCUACGCUUUGUUAAAUCAACAAUUCAGGGAGAAGGUGAAGGCAAUGAUAUUCUGCUCUUGUUCCGCACUACCCAGGGUACAUCCUUCCCCUGAACCUCGGGACUUAGAGAUGGUCAAUAAUACAACCCACCCGACCCACCCGACUCACAAUACAGGACCUUCUUCCACGGAUCAGGAUCUGUAGUGUUCUGGUGGUUUGAGUCGAUGAACACAUGCAUUGCAUUGUAUGACAAAUGUUAGAAUAUAAAUAUGAGUAUAAUUUUAACAAGAGAUUACUGGAUUUUAACUUUCAAAAACAGGAGAUCAAUGAACAUUAACUUUGAAAAACCUUCUAAAGUAACAUGUGUGUAGGUAUAUGUGGGGAGAGUGCAGAUAUAUGUAGGGGGAUUAAUGAACUUAACUUUCAAACAAGAUAUAAUGUUAUACAGGUUGUGUAGGUAAUAUGGGGGGAUUAAUGAGAUGUAGGCAGUGUGUAGGUAUAUAUCUGGGAGGCCGUGUAUAUAUCGAGUUAUUUCUGGGGGCGAGAAAUUAUGCUGGGAUAAUCAGAUGCAGGCUGAGGGAUGUUAUGCAGGAACUGUAGGUAUAUGCAUGCAUACAGGCGGGAAAUAUCUGGAGUAUUUGAGAUAGAUGUGUAUACUGUGAUGGAGUUAAAUAGCCGCCCAACCAUCCGGGUGGUGUUGCGCUUAUAAAGCGAAAGAACAAAAGGCUCGGUUGUGAGCCAAUGAGGAACCACUGACGUCAUAGCUAAACUGGACAAACGAGUUUCUGGCACCGGCUGUGUUUGAUUAUUCAAAAUGGCGGACAUACCUUAAUUUAAGGCUGUAAUAUGCUAAUUUGCCAAACAUUCUUUAUAUGCACGCUUUUGAAUUAUUAUUUCAAGUGAAUAACAAGAAACUUCAUCGAAUAACUACUCAAUUUGAAAUCGUUCUGAGUAUUCAAAAGUUGCUCUAUCCUCGAUAUACUCGAAUUUAUACCGUUGUUAAAAUACACUGAGUUGAGAGCUAAUCAAUUUGAAAUCGCUGUAUCAAAGUGUUAAAAAGUUUACUUCGGCGAUAUACUCGAAACUGACUGAAACUGACUCACUCAGAUUCACAAAGUAACUGUAAACGCUCUGGGAAAGCAGACGCC
Orbicella faveolata is the source of this 2080-nucleotide messenger RNA. Its product is annotated as pyroglutamylated RF-amide peptide receptor-like. NCBI's taxonomy places the organism in Eukaryota, Metazoa, Cnidaria, Anthozoa, Scleractinia, Merulinidae. The record is from RefSeq and is a predicted model, not a curated record. Gene Ontology annotation, molecular function: G protein-coupled receptor activity. Gene Ontology annotation, cellular component: membrane. Gene Ontology annotation, biological process: G protein-coupled receptor signaling pathway.